AUGUUCGCUAUCAAUUUUAAUUUUGAUUGUCAAACGCUGAUCAGAAGUAUCUUUAGAUGCUUCGCUGGUAAGGGUUAUAUUCGGAACCUCAGGGAUAAUCUCAGGGAUCUGAGGAGGGAAAGUGAAAAUCUCAAAGCAACUCAACAAGAGGUGAAGGACAAGGUUGCGAGAGAUGAGGCACAACCUCGAAAAAUGCUAUGGCUUGGCCGUGUCGAGAAUACCGAUAUAGAGUUUGAUGAUCUGCUUAGUACUGCUGAUGAUCAUCUUACAGAGUUGUGUCUCUGGGAUAUUUGCUCCAAAAAUCUAUGGUCCAGCGACUCCAGCCACGCUUAUGGGAAAAGAGUUUUCUUGUUGUUGGAAGAUAUUAAGACACUCAAACAAGAGGGUGAUGAAUUUAAAGAGGGUACUGGGCCGGCUCUGCGAUUUGAAGAUCAGAGACAGCAACCUCAAGCAGUUCAGAUACAGCAAACUCAAGCAGGUCAGAGACAACAACCGGUCCUAAAUCCCCAGGGUUGCUUAUUGUUCAAUGUAAGUGAAGACCUCAUGAUAAGCAAAAAAGAUGAUACCACAUAUUGGACCUUUAUGUCCGAGUCACCCAAGUAA
Messenger RNA from Microthlaspi erraticum, 603 nucleotides. NCBI's taxonomy places the organism in Eukaryota, Viridiplantae, Streptophyta, Magnoliopsida, Brassicales, Brassicaceae. The record is from the annotation of a GenBank genome assembly.